Molecule: messenger RNA, 294 nt
Organism: Linum trigynum
Lineage: Eukaryota; Viridiplantae; Streptophyta; Magnoliopsida; Malpighiales; Linaceae
Source: the annotation of a GenBank genome assembly
AUGAAUCUGGCCAUAGCAGCACUUCCAAUCAGUAGUCUAAACUCCACAAGGCUAGCAACAUCCUGUGGCGUCUCAACAGUGGCACCUCAAUCAUCUAGCUCGGCCUCACCUUCAGUUCCACCGCUUGUCGAUGCAGUCAUAGAAGAAGGCCCAAUUCAUUAUCUAAGGAUCGAUGUCGAUGCUGUUGAUAUGUCUUCUGAACCACCUACCGUGGAAUCGCCUGUCAAAGCUUGCGCGCGAAAAGAAGGACGGGGGAUCUUCUGUGUGUGUGAUAUGUUUGGACGCUCAUGUUGA